AUGAUGUCUGGUGGAAACACCGUAUCGGCCACUGGCCGAGUUAAUCCCGUAUCGUCCGACAACAGUACAAGCGACUACAAGGUAAUCCUUCCCCGUUUUCCGACCGGCAACCUGAUUUUAAACUCCGUAUUCCUGCAUGCAGACAUAAGCGCUAGGCCUUACUCAGCGCCAGACUUUCGCGACGCCCUGAAAGACGUAAUAGAUCUCCAAGAUGUAAAGGCAACCGGACAAUACCAAAUGAGUCACAUUUGGAUGGUCACCUGCACAAACGCGCUCGCGAAAGCGAAACUGUGUCAACAAAGAGAGGUUCUCGUGAAAGGACGAAAAUGUCUGGUUAUAGACCCAGACACUCGUGACAUCAAGAUAAAAAUCAUUUGGCUACCAGACCAUCUUGAAGACCGACGCGUCGCUGAGGCCUUGCAGGCCUAUGGAACCGUGCGGAGCAUAAGCCGGGAAAAAUGGAGAUGCCCCGGCAUGGAACAUAUGGACACUUUAAACAGAGAAGUGAACAUCACACUUCACGACGACAUCACGAUUGAGAAGGUGCCACAUCUCUUGAAGAUUUUUGGAUGUCAGUGCCUCCUACUCGUGCCAGGACGUCCACCUCUAUGCCUAAGGUGUAACAGAGUGGGGCAUGUACGACGACAGUGCAAGACCCCCCGCUGCUUCAAAUGUGGGAGAUACGGACACACGACUGAUACUUGCGUCACGACGUAUGCAAGUAAGCUCCUUGGACCGAGAACCCAAGAGGCCGAAGAACAAAGUGAGCUGCUGAUGGAUGUCACGGAGGUCCUCGACGCCUCGGGGCACACACCACCGGCAUCAACGAUCGAAAAGUUCGUGGAACAGGAACACCAAAGAGCAGCACCUGCCAUCAACGAAUGCAAGGAUGACCCUGGGGGCCUCCCGGAGCCACCACCGCCGGACGAGGACGACACGUCAUCCUCAUCAUCAGAGUCAACGAUUGUCGGCGAAGUCGUUACAGAGUGCGACAAAGACCAUGACGAGGUGGACGCGGAACCCACAUUCAUCGCACGGGCCUCUGAGACGUCGAGACCAUCUGAUGAACCAGAAGGAACCUCAACGCCCCUCCCGACCAAAAGUUCCUCUGCUGACGAGCUCCCUUCCAAGAGGUCCAAGAAAGACCGCCAGCCGGCUGGGAUACGGCACAAGCCGUACUCCAAGCUGCUGGGGAACCUCCAGGGUACCGAGAACAACCACUAA
Messenger RNA from Ixodes scapularis (black-legged tick), 1224 nucleotides. RefSeq lists its product as uncharacterized. Lineage: Eukaryota; Metazoa; Arthropoda; Arachnida; Ixodida; Ixodidae. The coding region runs from base 1 to 1224 and encodes 407 amino acids. The record is from RefSeq and is a predicted model, not a curated record. The transcript has a single exon. Gene Ontology annotation, molecular function: nucleic acid binding; zinc ion binding.